This is a messenger RNA of Clunio marinus, 3689 nucleotides long. NCBI's taxonomy places the organism in Eukaryota, Metazoa, Arthropoda, Insecta, Diptera, Chironomidae. The record is from the annotation of a GenBank genome assembly.
UCAUAUUCGUUUGGAGUUUUAAAUUAGCUUUCGUCACUUAUUUCUCUUCUUUUUUUUCUUGACUAUUGAGGAAAGGAUGAAAGAGUUUGCUUUCGAUGUUAUCGACGAUAAGAAGCGGAAACGAGUGAAGGAAAAAUUUAAGGCAAAUUGACUUCCUGAUGGAGGACGAAGGCGCAAAAGUCUUGUUAAACGAAGCGUCGUGAUAUUUAUGUAUAGGCGUUACGCCUAUCGAAACUCAUCGGCAUUCAUCAUUAGACUUUUGGCUACGCAACUACUUUAGAAGAUUCUUAUCGUUGGCGUGUUUGUCAGUCAUUGAUUUCAAGGAAAAAGCUUCUUAACUUUAGCUUAUCGACGAGAGAAAUCUUUUUAUGAUUAUUUGUGUUAUUUAAUAAAUUCCUUUUUCUCGCAUUACUAAUUAUUUGCCUUUACAGCUUAGAUAGAUCCCCACAACUCAACUCAUCAAUAACAUCGUCGAUAAAAAGUGUAAAAUGAAAUUGAUGACAACGGAGAGUGUCGAGGAAAAUGUUAAAGAAUUUUUAUCCGAGAAAAGUGAAAAUGUUUUGUAUGAAGAGACCAAAAAACCUCGUCAUUCUCAAGGCGGUGGUGUUUGUGUUUGUUAUGAGUUUGUACUUUAUUGUACUAAUCAAAGAGUCGAUGAAUGUGAUCGAAAGUAAUGCGAAAUUAAAGACUGUGACAGCAUCAAAAGUAGAUAAUUCGAAACAAAAGCAUCAUUUUCAUCAACGUAGUGUUACGAAACAUAAGCCAUCGAAGAAUCAUCACAAUGCGACUUUGAAGCCACCUGAGUCGUAUCUAAUUCCGAAUCCGAAAUUUCAUAAACAAGCUAAGACGACAAAACCGACGACGACGACGACGACGACAGAAAAGUCUUCCUUUAAUCAAUCGGCUACCAUUGUAGUAGACUUAGAUGCACAUCGAUCGACAACAUUAAAUCCAGUUUAUGAAUAUUCCGAAGAAAUAAAUGCAAAAGCGGAAAAGGAUUUCAUUGAGCGACGACAACAUUUACAUGAUGUCUGUGAGAAAAAUAAAAUUCUUGGUAAAAUUACACCAAAUGCGUGGGAGUUCUUCAUCUCACCAGGUCAUGGACUUGCAUGGUGUAAUGUGUUUAAAGCUGCGAGUACAACAUGGAUGUAUUAUUUUAAUUUAUUAGCUGGUUACGAUCCAAAAUAUCUUCAAAAAACAAUCACAACGCCUUUAGAACUCGCUAGAAAAAGAUUUCCACGGCCAAAUAUUGACGAUUUAAAUGAAGCUGUCGAAAAUUCCAUCACGUUCUUAGUUGUUCGUGAGCCUUUUGAACGUCUCUUGUCGGCAUAUCGUAAUAAAAUGGAAGAUGGGAAAAACCCUUAUUACAAGCUUUUGGGUGAUCAAAUUGUAAAGAAAUUCCGAACAAUGCCAAUAACCAAGAUCGAAAUUCCCGGUCCAACAUUUAACGAGUUUCUUCAGUUCGUUGUUCAGCACUACAAGUCUGGUGGACGUUUCGACGAACAUUGGAGCCCCAUUUAUCAGUUCUGCACACCAUGCAGCAUCAACUUUACACUAAUUGCCAAAAUGGAAACAUUCCAACGAGAUACCGAAUACAUAAUUCGCCAAGCCGGUCUCGAGACGUUGCUGUUGAACAAAGUGCCCAAAACCAAAGAAGAUAAAAUAACAAAUCGAUCAUCAAUCAAUAACACGAACACUGUGAUCGAAAAAUAUUUCUCGCAAAUCGAUGAAAACUUAUUGAAGCAAAUUCUUGAGAUUUAUCAAUUGGAUUUUGAUCUGUUUAAUUACGAUAGCACGAGAUAUCUCAAAAUGGUUCAGAAAAGUGAGAAUAAUGAUAGCAAAUUCAAGCUCUACAAUCGACUCGACUUUGGUGAUGAUGUGAACGAGUCUAAGGUUUUUAGUUAGACAAGCAAGGGUAGGAUGAAAACAAAAACAAAAAAGAUUAGCGAAAAUUGAUAUUUUUCUAAAAUAUUUCUAUUUAUACUAACUAACUUGUGAAAGAUGAUAAAGAGAAAUUGUGUAUUUAGAUAUUUAAAAGUUCUUUUUGAAAGAAUCUUCACCAAUGUUUAUGCAAGUCAUUCACACAUAACUGUUUAGAAAUUCUACUCAUUCAAAUUAAAUGUUUUUAUCAUGUUGUUUAAAUAUAUUUAUGUAUCUUUGAGAUAAAAAAAGAAAGUUCAAAACAUGAAUUUUUACAAUAGAACUUUAACAUAUAAACUGAAUAGGACGGAAAAAUAAAAAAACUUGUCGUUUUGUGGUCACAUUCAAUUGCACUCUUUCCAACAUAAAAGCAGCAAACACAUUGUCGACUAAAUGCAUGCAUGACAAAAAAAGGGAAAACAUUUAAUGUUGAAAAACUUUACAAAAUUUACCAACAUCAAAUGUCAUUUUUGAUCGGGAAUAAUUGAAAGUAAUAUAACAUGAAUUUCAAAUUCAAUAAACUUUAUGAAACUUUUAAUUGGCAUAAAUUCAAAAAUUAAUUCUUAUAACAAACAAUGCCAAAAAAAUGUUCUUGAAUGAUGACAAAAUUUAUAAAAUUAUUCACUGAUGACAGAAUUAAUAUGUUAAAAAGUUUAUAUAUGACAAAAAAUGCAACAUGGUCUUUCAAUUAUCAUUGGUAUUAAUGCUCACGUCAAUAUGUAAUCAACGAUUGAACAUAAAAAAUUAUAAAAACAAAUCGAGGUCUCCAUCGAAUUAAGAACCACAGAAAUGUAAAUCGUCGUUCAACAUGCUAUAAUCAUCAGUUUUUAAAAAACCGGAAAUGUUUACUUUAAAGAGCUUUCAUUAAUCAAAAAAAAUGUUAGAUAAUUUAACUAAUGAUAACUUUUCAUGUUUAAAAAAGAAAAAACUGAGUGUAUUAAUCGCACGUAAAUAAAUAUUUCCAUUCAAAGUUUUUAUGGAAAACCACGCACUUAUCUAGAUAUUUAAUGAAAGAAAAAUCAUUGUCGUUAGCUUAAAAGCUUAAAAUGCAUUAAAUUUUUUCACUCCAUUUAUAAACAUUUCGGAACAUUUCAUUUAAUGUAUUUAAAAUUUAAACGAGGGAAGAUGAAUUCACCCGAAAACUGUUAUGUCAACUAAUGUACCUUAACGAACAUAAAUCUUUCAGAAAGAAAAAAAAACUUUAAUGAUAACUUUUAGUUUUUCAAGAGAUUUGUCAAAGAAACAAGAAAAAUUAGAUAAAAGAAAAUUUAAAUAAUUUCUAAAACAGACGAAAUUUUCUUUUUUUUUAUUGUCUGAUGAAUGAAAUCGAAUUCGUUGUCAUGUUGAAGGAUAAAAAAGGAAAAUCUCAUCACGAGGACGAUUAAAAAUUUAUGUGCGUGACACAACAUGAAAUCAUUCAUUUCUCAUCAUAGACAAAAACUAUUUUGGAAACAUGAAAACAGACUGAAGAAAAAUAUAAAAAGUUCUUUUUGAAAAACUGAAUCGCGAUGUUGUUUUAUUUGUUCACAGAUUUUAGACUUUCGACGAUUAAUUUGGAGCCAGUCGGGUUUUUGUUCGCAUAUAUCGCAUAUGCAUAUUAAGGUCAUCGCAGUUUGUGAUUGCAUUUCCUGGCAGGGAUUGGAAUAAACUUUUCUUUCAAGUUUAGUGAUGUAAAGAAAUUCUCGACAUGUAUUCAAGCUCUGAAUCAUACUCGUCGAUGGUUUUUUAAGAGAAUUUUUUUUUGUAUGCCUCCCGUUUGUUAAAACGAA